This is a messenger RNA of Xenopus laevis (African clawed frog), 3991 nucleotides long. RefSeq names its product transmembrane protein 8B (gene tmem8b.L). Lineage: Eukaryota; Metazoa; Chordata; Amphibia; Anura; Pipidae. The transcript has 13 exons. Bases 181 to 2556 code for a protein of 791 amino acids. The record is from RefSeq and is a predicted model, not a curated record.
UACUCAUCCAUACCUGAGGCAGCGGUAUCAGCUGACAGUUCCCUGUGAUUGACAGCGAGCUCAGCCAAUCCCCUGCCGGCGUUCCCUUACCGUCUCUCCCCCCGCCAAUGGGAGCCGCUCGGUUAAGGGCAGCGGUAGGAAAGAGGCAGGAAGUGGCGGGGACUGUGCCAUUGUGCAGGGAUGAGGCCGGUCCGGCGGGGAGGAGGAGGCUCCGGGUACCUGAGACAAGUGUUGGUGCUGCUGUGCGGCUGUCUGACUGACGGUCUCUUUGUCACCGAUUACUUCACUCGCACCCCCCGGAAGCUGAAUCCCUUCCGCUCAGUGGGCAGCGUGGAGCUUUUCCAUUUCCACGUCCCAGAAGACACAGUGAUUGCCGUGUGGAACCUCAUAACCUUUAAGGAACAAGGGGGCACCUUCGGAGACCACUGCCCUGACCGCACUAUCACUGUGUAUUUCCGAUCGGGGGCUCCCCCAGUUAUCAAUCCCUUGGGUGCUCAUUUCCCCCGAGAUACAGCUGUUCCUGGAACAUUCACCCUCACUUUGACGUGGGCCCUACCAAACCGGACCACUGGGGUGUUCAAUGUCACAAGUCCACUCCCUGGUGAUUGGUUCCUAGCGGCUCACCUGCCUAAGGAUGAUGGGAAGAUCACUAUCAAGGGGUUACAUGAUGAGUGUCAGUAUCUGUUCCAGCCGCAGCUUAUUGUGCAGAGAGCAGUCGGGGUGCCGGUGCUGUACCCUGGAUAUGUCACUGAGCAGAUGCUUCCGGCGCACAAUCGCUCGGCACUGUACAAGGUAUUUGUACCUCAGUUCACCUCUGGGCUGAGAAUCCGCCUCCUGGGCUGUCGGACUGGGACACACGUAGGAGAAAUGUGCCCCCUUCUGCUAAGACUUCGUGCCAAAGCCCCCCCUCUGCACAACUCUUCCAGCCAGGACUGCCCCGUACCCUCCGCUUGCCAAUUGCUGAUGCCUCUGCCCCUCUGGCAGCACUGGUAUUAUAUUUUGGUGGAGAGAAGUGGAGUCCCGGGCACUGCCAUCUACUUCCAGCUCACGGCACAUCUGCAUGACUGUUCCCGCCCUGGACUCAGUCGCUCUACUGGUCCCAGCUCCUCUCUGAACAUGCCCCAGUCCUUUGGCACUGCUGGUGGUCUGGCAUCACUGGAAGGUCUUCCCUCCCCAGGAGUCUCUCUGUUGGCUAGCAAUGUGUCCUGGGCUGAUGCCACUUCCCUCCUGCCCUCCUGCUGGCCAAUCCGACCCACACUGAGAAAUGAACUUGACACCUUUUCUGUCCACUUUUACAUAUUCUUUGGCCCCAAUGUGUUAGUUCCCCCAGACCGACCAGCAGUGUUCAGCAUUAAUCUCCUGCCUGUGCUGGACAGUGGGGGAGUCCUGAAUCUGGAGCUCCGACUAAACACAUCCUCAAUCCAGGGGGAAAAUCUGACAGUGUUUGGCUGUUUGAAUCAUGGGGUUCCUCUGAUCUCUGGGGAUAAUGCAACUAUCAGCUGCCAGACAGAAUCUCUGUCUGGCUUCUCCGUCUCAGUGAAUAUGGCAGAUCCAGUCAGUCGGCUGAGAAUCCCAUACCCACAAACAGGCACAUGGUACCUCAGCCUGCGCUCUCUAUGUGCCUCUGAACAUGGGUGGCGGCCAUGCAGUAACAUCAGUGCCGAGUUAAACCUGCGCACUUUCUUGUCUCCAUGUAUCAAUGAGUGUGGGACGUAUGGACAAUGUAAACUCCUCCGAACCAGCAACUACCUGUAUGCGGCCUGUGAAUGCAGAGCUGGCUGGAGUGGUUGGGGUUGCACAGAUAACACUCAGGCAUUCACCUAUGGCUUCCAACUGCUCUCCACAUUACUCCUGUGUCUGAGCAACCUCAUGUUCCUUCCACCCGUCCUCAUUGCUCUGAGCAGCCACUAUCUACUCGAGGCCUCUGUCUACAUCUUCACCAUGUUCUUCUCUACAUUCUAUCACGCCUGUGACCAACCUGGAAUCGUUGUCUUCUGUAUCAUGGAAUACGAUGUGCUGCAGUUCUGCGACUUUCUCGGCUCCCUGAUGUCUGUGUGGGUGACGGUUAUCAGCAUGGCCCGGCUCCAGCCAAUCAUCAAACAGGUGCUGUACCUGCUGGGUGCAAUGCUUCUCUCCAUGGCUCUUCAGUUAGAUCGACAUGGGCUGUGGAACCUUCUUGGGCCCAGUUUGUUUGCUGUGGGCAUCAUGGCGGUGGCCUGGACAUUCCGGACUAUCCGGCGCCGCCAUUGUUACCCCCCAACAUGGAAGCGCUGGCUCUUCUACCUCUGCCCCGGGACCCUCAUUGCUAGUUCUGCCAUUGCUCUCUAUGCCUUUGUGGAGACCGAGGAGAACUAUUUCUACAUCCACAGUAUUUGGCACAUGCUUAUUGCUGGGAGUGUCGGCUUCCUCCUGCCCCCACGUGCCAAACCUGAUGGGAGGGUGGCCCCCCUGAGCCGCAGGAAAGGCUGUGGCUACCAACUGUGUGUCAAUGAGCAGGAGGAACUGGGCCUGGUUGACCCGGGGUCUGUUUCCAUAAACAGUAUCUGUACCAGCUGACCCAGAAGGACAUGGAGCGGGGACAUGUGUCAAUCUCUGGGACCAGUGCAUUUCGCCCAAUUGGACAGAACACUGUUGCCUAGUAACUGGAAACUGCCCACUAAUCCUGUCUUCCUACUGGCAGUUAGUAUUGGGAAGCGGAUGGAAAUACAAAAUGUCAGUCAUCGACUUGGCUGGGCAUUGUCUUCUACAUUGGGUUGUUUUCCAUACAAAAUGGAUUGUUACUAUGAUGCCAAAUUAUCAGAUUAUUGAUCUAAUGCAGAAAUACCUCUUCUAUGACACGACCCAAGGACUUUGCUAAUUAAUGUGUUUUUUUUUUCCUUUUUAAUAGUAUUCAUAAGGGAUCGAUGCAAAAUGACUGGACUACAUGUAUAUUGUCUGGGGGAGGGUUAAUAGAUACAAUGAGCGGCUGCCUCAGGAUUUGGGACAGACAGACCUGGUUUAUCUGCUAUGGGGGGGGGGGUUGAUAAACAGAGACAAAGUGCUUGAAAGGACAGAAAGUAAAUGCCAGCUCUUUAUAGUGAGUGAUGGUGGGGUUCAGAGGGUACCCUAGCUGAACUUAUUGGGUACAUGUAGGUUUGACUGUUAAAGGAUAAACAAUGAAGAUAUGGGGUUCAUGGAGAUUUGGGGUGAAAGGAUAAAAAAUUAAGAUAGGGGGUUCAUGGAGAUUUGUGGGUGAAAGGAUAAUAAAUGAAGAUAUGGGGUACAUGGGGUGGUUUGUGAGCAGCUGCUGAAGGGAGUCAGGGGGUACAUGUUGGGACAUACAAGAUGCAGCUGAAGACUUGGGGUGCAUGGGGAGAAGGCAGCAAAGCUUGGGAUUCUCUAGAAUAUGUCAAACAACCAAUAGCUGUGGCAGAAAAUGAUCUUGAUAUAGGGGACAGGUGAAUACAAAGAGCUGGAAGAUAAUGUGGAAGGUAGAGGCCCCAAUUGAGUCAGGGUCUGUCUGUGAAUAGAGGGACACGGGGCUUGGGAGGUAGAACAGAAUCACCAGCGUCCAACUCAUUAUCUCAACAUCUUCUUCCAGAAUUGGUUUGGGCUGAACUAGUAGGAAGGAAAUAUCUGCUUAACUUCUUCUCUAAACCCUGUCCAAUCAACUUCCACUUUUACUUGAAUUCUUCCUCCUUUCCCCACACUCCUGUCACAGAGAGACUGAAGCUUCCCAGCAGCUCCAGUUGGCCCAGUAUGACCAGGGUUUCCAUGUUCUUCUCAUGUUCUUCUCUUGUUCUUCUCUUGUUCUUCUCUUGUUCUUCUCUUGUUCUUCUCUUGUUCUUCUCUUGUUCUUCUCAUGUUCUUCUCAUGUUCUUCUCUUGCCUCAUCACUGAAUAACCAGUGAACUAUGUGUGUUGGUUUGUGAGGAUUUAUCAGUAUUUUUGCUUAUGUGAAUUGAAUGAAAACUUCUAAGAUUAAACCAAAAAUUUGAUUUCUGAAUGAAAAA